AUGUACACCACAAUUCCAGCUUCAUCACCACCUGUUCUGGCUUCCUCAUCCUCGCCAUCACCUACCCUGCUCACUGCUGUCAAGACUGGAGUGAUUCUCUGGUGUGGUGCAUGUCAUGUGACCUCUCGCCCCUCCCUGUCAUGUGAUCGCGCUGAGCCAAUCGCGUCUUCCUCAUUCAGAGGAGUGGGGGAGCCAGCCCAUACCUGUGGACAGGCCAGGUGUUUCUAUUUGGAACCAAUCCAUGGCGAGCUGGAACAGAGAGCUGGGGGCUACUGUGUCCACCUAAUAACUAGCAGAAACUACUGGUCUGAGUGGUCCAUCUGCAUCCCGAGGAAACGAACCCCGCAGAAAGAUGCGAACCCCACACGUGACAUAUACAGACCAUCGGUCAGACGGAGAGGGCUAACCAGGACCUGGAGGCGGCUCUCCGCUGUGUGUGCGACCGACACCCUUCGCCCUGAUCCUCCCACCUCCCUUGGGAGUCGGAGAUCCCUAUCCCAUCCAUCUACCAGCAUAUCCGCCGUGCUCAUCAGGUGUGGUGGUAUGCUAGAACGACUUUGUCCCGGACGGCUGCCUGGAACCGUAGGCUGGCGAAUCUCCACAGGAUUUCCUCACCCACUUAUCAACCUGGAUACCAAGAAGUAUGGCUGUCGUUUUGGGACUUACCAUUGGCUGGCUCCUUUAGGAUGCAUUCUCCCAGGUUUGUGGGGCCCUUCAAGAUCACCAGGAUCAUUUAACUCUAGCUUUGUCCACGUCUCCAUUCUCAAGCCGAUCUCCACCAGUCUGCUGUGCCCUCCGUCAAUGCCUACUCCCUGCAUGAUGGAUGGUCACCCUGUUUACACUGUGAAGACCAUCUUAGAAUCCAGAAGGCAGGGCAGGGGGGUUCAGUAUCUGGUUGACUGGGAGGGCUAAGGUCCUGAAGAACACUCAUGGGUCUCCAGCUGCUGUAUUCAGCUCCUGUAUCCACCAUAUAUGGAUAGUCCGCUGACGUCACAUUUGAACAAAAUUCCAAACGGACCUUUUGGAGGAAGUAAGAUGGAAUGCAAGAUUGUUUUAUAAUUAUCUCUGCAUUGCCUCCACGGUUUGGGACUUAUACAGAUCCCAAAUACAAAUAAGUAUGCGCCACCAGGUAGAAAAUUGAUUUUUUAUUUUUUUUAUAAUUGGGCCGCUUUAACUGACGUAUUGUUGUCCUGAAAAACACUCUUGGUGUUAUGUGAUUGUCUUCUUGUACCAUAGGCAGAACAAACAAGGACGUAAAAAUAGCAUCAAUAAUUGGAAUACCUAGAGCUACGAAGUGAUA
This is a messenger RNA of Nerophis lumbriciformis (worm pipefish), 1300 nucleotides long. Lineage: Eukaryota; Metazoa; Chordata; Actinopteri; Syngnathiformes; Syngnathidae. The record is from RefSeq and is a predicted model, not a curated record.